UCGUAGUGGAUGCGGCGGCGUCGCGGAUCCCUAAACCGGUUCGCUCGGUGCUUCGCCAGUUUUCGCCCCCGCGGCCCCGGCGGCACAACAACCGCUAGCUCGAAAGCAGUUUGUGUUCAGGUCGCACGGAGGCAAGGUGCAGGUGUUGGUGGUUCGUGUGGAGGACCUGCGCGCGAUGACCGCCGCCGUGGUAGCACCACGACGAGAAGACCCUCAACCUAUCAGGUGCUCCCACCGUCAGGUAGUGACGAUGGCGAGGUUCUCGUCGCUGCCGAUCGGAAUACCGCUGGCCGUUUGCGUGGUGCUCGCCGCUUCCGCGGUCGUCUGCUGCGGCGCGACGACGCCGGACUGCAGCGCGCCGCGAGACCUGCUAUCGUCUACGCUCGGAGGCGGCGAACACAGGUGGACCGAAGUGCUCGCCGCGUCGCCCACGUCCGGCGGCUCUCUGACGCUGUGUCCGCUGGCCUCGGGUCUCAACACGUGCUGCACGCACGACACCGAGCUGAGGCUACGAGAGGCCGCCUGGGACCACUUCCGCUUCCGGCUCCGGGACGCCACGGCACCGCUGCGACGCUUCCUGGACGACAGCCUGGCCCUCUUCCGCGAGCGGCUGUCCAGCCUGGUGUCCGAGGCUGAGCGCAACACGGAGCUUCUCUUCUCGGACGUGUACGCCGAGCGGGUGGCAGUCGAGGCACGGGCGCCGGUCAGGCGGCUGUUCCGCGCACUGCGCUUCCGGCUGGGCCUGUCGUCGGAGGGCGCCGAGUCGGCCCGGGAGGACGGCGAGGACGACCCCGUGGACGCCUUCUUCGGCGAGCUCUUUCCUCUGGUGUACUUCCACACGGUGAACCCGCGGCUGGCCGACUUCAGCGACGACUACAAGGCCUGCCUCAAGGGGGCGCAGGGAAGGCUCAGGCCCUUCGGUGACGCCCCGCUUAGGCUCAAGGGUUCCCUGGCCGAGUCCCUAGGCGCUGUUCGCACUGUGCUCCGCGCCACGCGACUGGCGCUCGAGGUGGUCAACGCGUCCAGCUCGCCGCCGGAGGACGCCGAGCCGCACUGCGCCCGGGCCCUGGCCCGAGCCCUGGGCUGCGGAGCCUGCGCAUCGCUGCCGCCCGCGACAGGGGGCAAAGUGACCAAAAGAAGUGGAAAGGCUUCACAAUUGGCCCGGACAUGCUCGGGGCUAUGUGUGAAUGCGGCCCGGGGUGGCUGCCUGGCUGCACUGGAGGACCUGGAAACACCCUGGGGUGACCUGGUGUCGUCCCUGCACCGCCUUCUGCCGCGGUUGGUGGGUGCUUACAGUCUGGACGAGGCAUUGUCACUGCUGGAUUCAAGGGUAUCUGAGGCCGUCAUCCACGCCAUGGAGAAUGGUCCUGAACUUGCCAAGAGGGUGAAGUUGGAAUGUGGCGACCCUCGGCGGCGCCCGGGUGGCGCCAACAGAACCGAGAACCGAACUGAGCUCCCUGCCGCAGCCGGGCGGCGACCCUCGGGCGCAACCCUGCGGGGCGCCGACGCGGCGCUGCGGUCGCGGCAGCGCGAGCUUCUGCGGCAGCUGAGCGCCUCGCGCACCCUCUUCUCGUCUUUGGCCGGCGCUGUGUGCGACCCGGAUGUGGUGGCCCCGCCACCCUGCUGGAAUGGCGUCCAGAUUGGACGAUAUGUAAAGCCUGUGGUCACACCUGGAAUAGCUGCUCAGCAUGAUAACCCUGAAGCAAGACAUCAAGUGUCAACCUGGGACUCCUGGUUGGACACACAUGCCCGUCGCCUGAAGGAAAUGACAACGGAAAUUCUCAACCACAAGGUGUCAAUGAUGCCAGAAUCGGACUCUUACGUGAUGGAAGGCAGCGGCAGUGGUGCCUGGGCAGGCGAGGACAACUCAGAUGACGAGGACUUUGACAGUGGCUCUGGCAGUGGGGAAGCACCUGAAGACGAUCAACCAUCACAGACAACCCAUGCCUCAACUUCCACCACAGCUCGUCCAAAGACAGGCGGCUCCACGACACCACAUGUGGCGGCACUGGCACUUAUCGUGGUUGUGGCAUGCUCUCUGCUGUCCACAUUUGCAACCUGAGGGAGCCGGGGUCUCCGCUGCUCGCAAGUUUAGGAGGGCCUGUGUGCCGAGCAAGGCCCGGCACCUUCUUUGUGGCAUUGUGAUAGAACUGGGCACGAGGAAUUGUGUGUUGAAAGCAUUAGUAUCUUUGAAUUUGUGUCUGUGCGUGGGCAAAGUGGACCAGGACUGUGGUGUUGCAGCCGGCAGCACUCUCCCACUGCAUCUUCUCUGGCCAGGGACUCCCCAGCUGUCUGUGGGUCUCGCAGCUCACGGGACAGUGCUGUGCCUCGAGUGUCUUCCUUCUUGCAGUUGCGCGACUUCCCAAAACAGUGGACGGUGGGACGGGUGGCUCACUGCCUGUUUCUUCUGCACGUGUGCCAAGUGAACGAAACCCAUUGCCUGGUCACGCCGCCACACCUUUCCUGCUCCCUGCUUAAAACGUGUCGUCAAGGCGAGGCCCCCCAGUGAUGUGUGGACUUGUGUCACAUCACUGCAGCUGCGCCCCGAAGUAGUCAUUUCCUGCAGGUGUUGCUGUCUUUCCCCUCCUGUGGCCUUACUAUAUGUGACUCGAGCUCCUCAGCUGCAAACCAUCAUUCUGGUGCAACUGAGUGCUUUGCGAGAGGCCAGUGACUGUAACUUUCGCAAGUGUUUUUUUGUUUUUCUUGUCUUGCAUACAGAAUAUGAUCAAUCAAAGGUUUCUCGUAAACUGCUAGAGUUGCUGCACGUGCUCAAGUGCAUCGAAUUGUUAUUGUGUGCACAAAUAAUGGUCUUGCUGUGCUUCUGCAGUGCUCUCACACACUUCGCGCUACAAAGAGCAGUUGUUUUUGGACCCCAAUAUCUGUGCAUGACGUGCCAUCCUUGUGCCAUAGUGAGCAGCUGCAUGUUGGCUAUCCUGCCUAUGGUUUCAUUGUUGAGUAUACGGAGUUCGAAUACCCCAUGGCCCACUCGAUUCAGUGGAGCUGGACUGCAGAACGGUUUCCUGGUUCCAUUGCUCGCACGUUUGUGCUGUGGUGCAAGCGUAAGCAUCAGCUGUUCAGUGCGUCUGAAAAAUUUGGCCUGUGUGCUUGCGAGCAAAGUGCCGCAUAAGCUGCUUACAGAAUGGUCGUCAGUUCAGCAACUACCUGCGGCAUGUUGGCUUCCCUUUCUUCGACUUCCUUAAAUUUAUUCAGUUUUUCAAUACACUGCAAUUUACUAACUUUUCACAGCUAUGAAACGUUGCAUUUCUGUGUACGUGGCUUUAGUAAUGAAUUUGAAUGUCAUUUGAUAAUUCUUGUCACGCUUUUAAUUUGAUAUCACCAUGUAGUGCAUUUUAAGUGCAUGAUUUCCAGGCAGAGUUACUGUUUGCUGCAAAAUUUUAUGAUGGCGAAGCGUUUGCACUUCAAAGAAAAUUUCUUCUUGGGUCUAUCAAAAUUUGCCCUGGGAUUUUAAGUUCAUACAAUGAGGUACUGUGUUCUAUCUAUGCAUCAACUUUCCAACAGUCCAUGAUUUGGAACGUGUUUCUGUUUUUAUGUUUGCGGCACUUGUGGCAGUGGCAGAACUUGUACGUCAAUUUUCUCAUUGCCACUAGCUUCUCAUUGAAUCUGGCUGCCAAGCGAAGCGAGCCCAUCUUUACACAACUAGCCAUGCUAUGACAAAACUAGGCCAUUUUUCUUAGACAGGAACAGAGUCCCUGGCAGUCGUCUUGGAGUUGUUUGUACCUGAAAAUUAUCUAUUAUGGACCAGUGCUGGCCAUUUCAUGCACAGGCAAUGCCGACGCCUCGCCAAAUAUGAGUCUCGAUGGCGGAAUUCACACUCGCGCAGUUUCGAGUGAAUUGGUUGCAGCACUUGUCUCCUCUUUGCAUGCUACAGAGUGCAUGUAAGCGAAUUAUUUUUCGAGCUUUGAUGAGCUGAGGAUGAAUUUUGUCUAAGAGAGAUGAUGGCGUGUCUUCAAGUAUAAACCGUUGCAGCACUAACUACUGGCAGACAUGUUGGCCUGCACGAAGGGCUGAGUAAUCACCAUGUGAAACAGAGUUGUAAUUAAGGCGUUGGUCAAAAGUGUGUUAAUAUAUUGAUGAGAGUAUGCCAUUCACCGUUCUGCUUGUGGGCGGACUGUUUGGCCUGUCCGAGCUUUCUUGUUUGCCGUCUGUGAAAGAAAUCUGCUGACAGCCGUUUCUCAUACUGUCAUGUUGCAACUGUGCCCUGUAGGAGAGAUGCACUUGCAUGGGGCACUCUGCCAUUCAGACGAACACAAGUGACAUGGCGUUGUAGUUUAUGCAGGAAAAGGAAGCUAGUAGUAGUAGUGCUCUUUUUAAAAAUAUGUGUUGUGGUCCAAGCUUUUUGUUCAGGUUUUCUUCGACACAUCGUUUUAUGGCAUUUAUUUGUUUGAAUACAAGGCGAGGUGCUUGUUUCAUGAGAAAAAAAAAAGUGAGACAGAGAAACAAUCUGAGAUGCACUAAAAGGUGGCACUCAAAGGAUGGUGUCCUUUCUCGAUAGAGCGAUUAAGGAAUUUUUCGUUAUGCAAGUAAUAUUUAAGCAGCAAUCACUUAUGAUGCUGAGUGCCAAAAGCCUGCUGCUGAUAUUCGCUAGGAGCCGGAGCAGCAGCAUCUAAUGCUGCUGCUUAAUAAUGAGACUGCUCAAACUAUUAACAUACAGCAGCUGUGUUUUAAAGACUCUUUGAAAAAUACAAAGGUAAAUAAGGGUCUUGUCUGUAGAGUGCAUCAAAUGUUCAUCGAAGCAAGGGUGAGAAAAGCUGUAGAAGGAGAUUUGGUUUCAGAGACUCGUGUUAGUGUUUGUGGUUGGUGAUGCUUUAAAUGCACACUGGCAGUGUGUCUCUAGGCUUUGUUAGUUUGACACCACACAAAGGACGUGAGAGCUGGUCUGCUCCAACUAGGCUGUUGUUUUAAUGAACUGUACUGCUGCCUUGUUUUCUUGCGCAUAAGUGAACUUGAACUGCAGUUGUAUGUUACAAAGCAAACUCUCGCUAUAUACAGCACCGUACUUGUGAUAUUGACCAUACCGAUCACUUCAUCAGCUAGACUGUGUGCAGCUGCCCACAAUUUGUCAUCUGAUGUUAUUUAUAGUUACAUAAUUUUGCAUAACAUGGUAAGAAGUACUUUUAUUUGACACUUAAAACUGACUGUCUCAAAAUCUAGGAAGCAUUUUAUUUAUUGAUACGAGUUUGCUGGUAACAAGGGUGCGCUGUCCAAACUUUAAAAGGACGAAUUCAGCGUCCCUUGGCAUAAAUCUCCCUCGCAUUGAGAGUCUGUCAACCUGUCGAUACAUUGCGUGCUUUCUUGAGGAGAGAACCUUUGGAUUGUGGGACUUGAAUAAUUGAAUUUAGGUUCUGUCAAAAAGUGGUGCCUUUAUUGGGUUAACGUGACAAAACAGGACUGUGGAUUCUGUUGGGCCGUUGGAUGUUUUUGGCAUCAUCAGCAUUCACAUUGGCAAUUUGGCAGGCAGUAGCAUAAAACGUACUUGUAAAUGAAUUUUUUAUCUGGAUUCUGAGUUAAGCAUUUUGUUUAUGGUGUGUGUCUAAUUAUUGCUGACAUUUACAUUUCCUCUAGUGCGUGUAUGUGUCUGCUACGUUCAGAGGUAUCUUGAGAGGUAUUUAUGGACAUCGUGCAUGAUGACUGGUUAAAGUGCACUGCACGCAUAUAUGCUAUACGUGCAACUAGGAGUUGCUUAUCUAAAGCAAAUUUACAGUAAAUCGGCAGCCAUGAUCUUGAAAGGUUGUGCUCAGGUUCGCCGUGUGACAUAACAGGAUACUGUGGUGAUGAUUUCACAUAGUCUUUGUUACAUGACAGAACGAAGUAGAACCUGGCUGUUUCUAUGCAUUAUGGAAUAUGUUUGAUACUGUCUUCCUUCACCUACUGAUGCAUUUCAGCCAGUAAAGCAAAAUGAGGCAGUUUAUUUUUGGCACAAUCUUCUCAUGGUACAAGAACUAAUCUUGUGAUGGCCGAUAAAGAACUGUGGACCCUCUUGACGCCAAAGUACUACCUUCAGUGGUUCUACUGAGGGGUCAAAGCCUUUAGCUGUGUCUUGGCAAUGCACAGAAAAUAAAUGUAAAAUUACACUCUCUGUGAGGCAUGUCCAAGAAUGCUUGCACAGCACUCUGGCAGUUGAAUGAACUCGAUCAUAUUGAAUCUGCUUAAGUAAAAUUAUUUCUUAUACAAAAUGUUUCUUAACAUUGUGAUUACAUUGCAGCGUUUAUAGUUGCAUAGAAAUAAAUUGUAUUGUCAAACAAUUGAUUGAGCUUGACACAAGACCAAAUUGCUUUGUAAAUUGGCAUUUCGAUGUGUAGGGGCCACUGCCAUGUUCAUCUUGGUGGACAAAAUGUUUGCCUUACUGUAAUCAGUACUGCAGAAGUCACCAAGAACUCGCUGCAUCCAAGUUGCAGCUAAGUUGCAAAAGUGCAGCAUUGAUGUGAAUUGCUUGGAAAAUUUUUCUGCUCUUGUGAUUUUAAAGGUUACUCUUGCAUAGUGUGUCUCACAUGUAGUUGAACCUUCACAUGUAAAUUAUAUACACAAGUAUAUUCUUGAAAUGUGUUGCUUAUUCGGGUAUUUCCUAUAGAAUGUGGCACAGCAGCUACUGGCAGCCUGCUGGUCAAGGCUGUGUUGUAGCUAGUAAUUGCAACAUUCAUUUGCAGCUUUUCACUGAGUGCACCUCUUGCUUUGAUGAUCCUGGUUUACGAUGCCAGAUUCCAAAAGUUUUCUUAGAUUAUGUAAAACAUAGGCGUUCCUGCAGAAAUUCGCAAACGGCUCACGCAGGCUCUACGCUAUUAGUUUCUCAGCAUAUGCUCAAUGCAUAGAUACGAUCUGCAUCUGUGAAUUCUGCUUUUAACAGGGUUCGUGCUAAUUGUAAUUUCAUUCACGCUUUAUUGAUAUCUGCAAGCUACAGCCCACAUUUUACAAGUUAUAUCUUUCUAUUGCAUGUUUGUAGCCAUGGGCAGGAAUCCAGGUUAUGGUUUGUGUUUUCAGAUGUUAAGUUGUUUCCUUACGGUUAAUUGCUUUCCUGCCUUUUGAAGGUCCUUGGUGGGAGCACAAAUUUCUUUUAUAACUGGUGAUGCAACAAACUUCAAAUAGCGUGAAACCAUAGUAAAUGUGAAAGUUCAAUCUGUGACUAAAUUAAAUUUUUGCAAUGAAGUUAACUUGCGAAGGACAAGCAGCCUUUUUUUCCUGUUGUGUUGUCACUCCAUGGUGCUAGGCUUAAGGCAUGUUUGCCCACUACCAUUUUCAUGGCACUACAUAUAUAGCUAUGAUCAUUGUUAUUUGCAGUUUCUAUAAUCUUUCUGAAUUUUAUUCGUAUUUGCUGCAGAUGUCUGAAAAGGACAGGUACAUAUUUACUUUAAACGCAUAGGUCUUAAAAUCCAGUGAAACUAGCAUUGGGGAAACAGUCUCACUGGCUGCGAUAAUAUUGAUACUAACAUUAGCAUAUUGCUUAUACGGUUGUAUAGUUAGUGUUGCCUGAAGCACACGUAUCGAAUGUGAGGUGUAGUCAAAAGCGAUCAACUGAUUGAAACUGUAAUGCAGUUUCAGCUUCCCAAUUGUAAUUAUGCUUGAGUCCAUUUCAUAGUGAAAUUGUGGGUCAUAAAAGGUAAAUUUGAAAUAAAAGAAUACGGUGUCAAGACCAUCCACCGAUUAUUUUAUAAACUCCAAUGGAAGUCCACGUCUUGAGUUGCAUCUCAAGUUUGUUGUGUCACCAGUUACAUAAGCAAAAAAGCUUUUGCUAGACAAGUGUAGUUUGAUAAUGUGAAUGGAUUGUGUGUACAGUGUUAAGGAUCUGUAUGAAAAAGGUUGUCGUGUGCACCACAACUUGCUAAGGGAAAUUGGUUGCUCCACAAUUCUGGCUAUAGGCUCGGCAAUUUCCGGCAUUGAAGAGCUACAAUUGGCACUUGUGACACGAGUACAUUCAGCUUGUCAUGGUUACCUGAUGUGUAGAAUUGCAGCAUAUUUCACUGUGAUAACCAGACAUGUAAAUUGCUGCUGGGUGCACCAAAUCAUAUAAACUUCUCUCUUGUUAUGCAGUACCAUAAAACUUGCUUGGAUAGGUGUGUGCGCUGGAUCAGUUUUCUGUUUGUGCAUCUAUGUCCGGACAAUGAUACUAUUGGCUCAGAGGAAAAAAGUUCAGGGUGAGCUGUGAUACAAAUAAUGUAUAAUAGGCCUCUGAACUAUUGCUCUUCCACAAAACUGUGUCGUUUUAUUUGCCGAGAUUGGAAAUGAAACUGGCUCUAAAAAAUGUCAUUCAUAACCUGAAAACAGCAUUUAAAGGCCCAAGCCCUUUAAUCUUGCUUAGGCUAUGAGCCAAUUACCAUUAGAAAAAAUAUAUACAGUAACUCUGCUAUGAAGUUAAAUCAUUUAAUAAAGAGUAUCGUUUACAGGAUACGUCGCUACAAUAUUUUUAACAGAAUGAAAAUUCCUUGGGGAUGUAAAUGUUAUAUUCUGUUUGGACUGCACAAGUGUUAACUGUACAAGAGAAGACCGCACAACUGGCAGGACUAUUUGAUUUUAGUUCAGUACGGUAAACGGAGCAUAUGAUGACCAUUUGUCUCUUGGGCCAUCAUCUUGCCAUUUUAGCCUGGUUGGGAACAUGAAAUAAAGAAAAAGGACAUAGUGCUGGAAUAGAAGUAAACUUGUGAACAACAAUACAGGGAAUAGUCAGUAAAUAAGGCUCAUUCUUAUCAGAUGACAUCCAAAGUAGUAGUAAUUGUAGGCUGAUUCAGUGCCUUCGUACUUGUACGCUUAUCUGGAGUGCCAUAAGAUUAGGUAUAAAUGCCUGUGAAUGAGAGUUUUCUGUUUUGUAUUGGAGUAUAUUGUGGCAGUGGACUUGCACACAAUCUUGCAAAUGCACCAUUAGUAGUGUUUAUUUACAGCCCAAGUACCACUUACAAAAAUGUAUGACAAGCUAAGCAACUUGCUCACCUGUUUUACCCCAAUAAGACUCGUUAUGUGGUUAUCAGGUCCCUGUUCGUACCCAAAUGCCAUUGUACCAUCACGGUCUUAUAUGAUAACAAGUGACAAUGACAAUCAUAGAGUUUGGUAGGAAGCUUCUUUUUUUCUUGAGCAGUCGCUGUAGCCAAGAAAAUUUCAUGUGCUUCACACCAGCACAUCUCAUCCUCAAUACCAUUUCAAUGUGCUAGUAACAUGUCUUGCACAACAUGUGUGCCAAGUUCUGCAAAGAGUUAGCAGGGCGUUUCAUGCCAAAGGCAGUGAGCUCUGGAAACCGUGUGUGCUUGAAAAAACAAACAUUGUACUGACUUGGGAACAUGUUUCGUAAGAGUGCUUCAAUUUGCAGUGAACAAGUUGCUGCCUGCAUGAGCCAAGCAACAUACUGAUGAUUGUGUGGCCAGAAUGAGAGUAAACAGAUUGUCAGAUUUUAUUAUCUUAUGAUCGUUUAUAUAUAAUUGGAGCUGGUGAAAUAACUAUGUUGCUUGUAGUGCCCCUUCACAAGUGUCAUGCAGAAGUACAUUUGCUCCAACCAAUAUGCGUGCUUAGGGUUCACCUGAAAGUGAAGUCUAGAUAUGUUCGGUAUCAUAGCAUUAACCAAUCCAUGCUUGCCAGAGAAAACAACGCAGCAUUAGUGUUGAUAUAGCUAAGAUGAAAAGCCAUUGAAGGAGAGGCCUGGUGUCAAUGCAGUUCAUGUAAAAUCAAAGAAUGCUUUGGUUUUCACACUGUUGAAGCAUUAUAGUGAGAGAUAUUGUGUGACUAUAGGAUAAGGGAAGUGUAAAAAGUUCAACCGAUGCUCAUUGUAUUGUUUUUUGCUUUCUUUUUUAUCACACUUGAUGCUAGAAUAUACUGUGCUAGCUUCUUUCUGUGUUUGUGUUUGUGUGUGUAUGAGCAUUUAAGUACAGAGCUCCAGUCCUGACCUAUGCUGCAGCCAUGAUAGUUGCCAGAGGGACUAAAUGUUGUGUGUGAGUACCCACUGUGUUGUGGCAAAUGAAAUUGUUCUGGUGACCAAAUUUCUGCUGGACAGCAGAAAUACUUGCCACAAAAGGCACAAGAACCAAGCUGGUUGUUUCCUUAUGCCAGAUAUUGCGCAAUUAAGAGAGCCAUCUAUAAAGGUUUACUCUGUUUAUACCACCACAUGGUUUAUAUUUAAAUUUUUCGCAUAGGUGGCAUUUCGCAGUACUUUUUAUUGCCACAUUUAGAUGCAACAGUUGCCUAUGUUGCCUGCAAUCUGUUGCAACUAGUCCUUGCAGCAAUGUGGAACUGAAAUAGUUGUUACAGUGACAGAAACUGUGGUGCUCACACUGUUAAAUAUUGACAGAGGAAACCACCAUUCCACUGCUGAGGUAAUUUAAGCUUUUUGGCCAACAUCACUGGAUAUGACGAGUACAGAGUUAUAUUAGGCAAAAUGGGCAACUAUUGCAUCCCAUAACUGUUUCAAACCAAAUAUGCUGCAAACCUUGAGUGCAAACAAGCAGGUGGUUUUGUAACUUGAGCAAUUUAUACCUGGCUUCUUCAUUCGUGGAACAUAAUGUAGCUCAAAUGCUUGUCACUGUGACAGCCAACUUAUUGUCUUCUGCCAUGUUACUGGUGUGGCAAAGAUGUUUCUGUCGUUAUGCUGGAGGUUUUUGUCAACUUUAUUUGAAUAGCACAUGUGUUCUUCCCAGGCAUGCUUGUCUGGAAAGGAAAGUUCGCUAGGAGUUAUUUGUUGUCUGUAAUUUAUUUGCUUAUUACUAAUUACAAAUGAUAUUGUCUCUUGAAUCGGCAACAAAGUCAUUGAGCAUCUGUGUAAUUAUAUUAUCGCUGGCGACAAGCUUGACGAGUGCCAUUUUGUUUGUUUCUGGCUGGUGUUGAGUGAGAUUAUAUGGUUUAUGUAAUGCAGUGAGUCAUGUGAAUUGAAUGUGUUGAUGAUAAUCAAGGCACUCCAGGAGAGACAUAUGAGCUUGGCUGUAUGUGUUGCAAAUGCUGGCUAUGUUGUUGAAAUGUGUUGAACAGUCUAGGUCCCUCGAGAUGUUUUUUGAGACUUUCCUGUAAUCGGCUAGCAUUGGUAUUUAAGCUGCCAUCUGAAGUUUUUGUCAAAUUGUAUGCACAUUGUCUUAUGUUCGUGCUUUAUUUUGUUUGGAUUCCACUGUGAAUGAUGGCAGUGUAAGUGGAGUUGAUACUAUGGCAGUAAAAGCAUUGAAUUUACAAAAAACA
This is a messenger RNA of Dermacentor andersoni, 11157 nucleotides long. Its product is annotated as glypican-5-like. The record is from RefSeq and is a predicted model, not a curated record. Lineage: Eukaryota; Metazoa; Arthropoda; Arachnida; Ixodida; Ixodidae. Gene Ontology annotation, cellular component: extracellular region; cell surface; plasma membrane. Gene Ontology annotation, biological process: regulation of protein localization to membrane; positive regulation of canonical Wnt signaling pathway; cell migration.